Molecule: messenger RNA, 819 nt
Organism: Cercopithifilaria johnstoni
Lineage: Eukaryota; Metazoa; Nematoda; Chromadorea; Rhabditida; Onchocercidae
Source: the annotation of a GenBank genome assembly
AUGGAUGACAGCGGGAUGUUUGAUGAGAAUGGUUCUAUUUCAAGAAAACGAAAGCUAAAAAAGAAAGAAAAGGUCAGUGAAGAUAUGGAAGAAGUACAUGUCCGUAAUAAUGUUGCUGAUGAUGAACAAUCUGUUGGAACACUCAAAGAGACCGAACAAAUCGAAGUGAACAAUACUAUGAGAGAGAGGAAGAAGAUGAAACUAUCAAAGCACAGAAUACUGUCAAAGGAUGAGAUGCCUGAAGUGAAGGAACGGAAGAGUGGUAUUAUUUAUUUCCAGACAUUGCCACCAAACUUUACUGCCUCAAGAAUGCGUGAUGAAAUGAGUAAAUUUGGCGAAAUUGGAAGGAUAUAUCUCCAAGCUGAAAAGCGACGUGACGGAAAAGGUAAACGAAGAAAACGGUUUGUGGAAGGUUGGGUUGAAUUUAAGAAGAAAGGUCUAGCAAAGCGAGUAGCUGCGUCAUUGAAUAAUACAGCCGUUGGUGGAAAACGACGAAGUGUUGCGCGAGAAUCUCUUUGGACAAUGAAGUAUUUGAACGGAUUUAAGUGGAUACAUUUGGUGGAACAAUUAAAUUUCGAGCAUCGGAUCGAACAACAACGAAUGCACGUUGAAAUAGCUCAAGCAAAGCGACAGGCUUCCUUUUUCUCUGAUCAAGUGGAAAAAGGAGAGCAGUUGAGAAAAUUGGAGGAAAAGGUUUUAAAGAAAGGUGGCGUAUGGGAUAAAUUCCAGCGGCAAGUGCAGCAACGCUCAACGAUGAAGAAAAAUAAGAAGCCUAAAGAGACUGACGAUCAGCUGUUACAUAUGAUAUUUACUGGAUAA